AUGCGUCUCACAAACGCAUUUGCCGUCGCCCUGGCCUUUGCUGGGGCGUCCGUGGCUCUGACCCCUGAUGAGCAGCAGAAGCAGGCCUUCGCUGAACAGGAGAAGCAGCUCGCGAACCAGCAGAAAGCCAUGUUCGCGGAGCAGAAGCACGCCAUGUCCGAACAGCGGAAGCAGUUCCAAAACCAGAACAAAGCCUUCCAGGAACACGAGAAGCACGUCGAGCAUGACUUGGGCAUCACCCCCAAGACCUCAAAGAGCGACAAGACGUCCAAGCACUCCCCGACCGACAAGAAGUCAUCCCACAAGGACGGCCUUUCCAGCAAGCACCGGACUUCCAAGAAUAGUGGUGGGAACCACAGACAGUCCAAGGCUAAGGAGGGAAAGCAUGGACUUUCCAAGGGGAAACAUAGCAGCAGCAGACUGUCCAAGAACAAGAACGCCGGCGAGCAUCGCGCCGGCAAGAACCACGCUGGCAAGAAUCGCGCCGGAAAUAGCAAGACUGGUUCCAAGGGAAAACAUGCUGCUAAGAGCCAUGGAAAGACCGGUGCCAAGGGCAAGACUGGUUCCAAGGGAAAGCACAUUUCCAACGGCAAGAACCACGCCAGCAAGAGUAAGACCGGUGCCAAGGGCAAACAUGCUGUGAAGGGCAAGGGCAAGACCGCUGGCUCCAAGGGAAAGCAUGUCACUAAGGGCAAGGGCAAGACUGGCACUAAGACCAAGGCUGGCUCCAAGAGCAAGGCUGGUUCUAAGGGCAAGCAUGUCACCAAGGGCAAGGGAAAGUCCGGCACCAAGAGCAAGACUGGCUCUAAGAGCAAGGCCGGGUCUAAGAGCAAGGCCGGUUCCAAGGGCAAGCAUGUCGCCAAGGGCAAGGGCAAAUCUGGCACCAAGAGCAAGACUGGCUCUAAGGCUAAGGCCGGCUCGAAGGGCAAGCACGUUGCUAAGGGUAAGGGCAAGUCUGGCACUAAGACUAAGGCUGGCUCGAAGAGCAAGACUGGUUCUAAGAGCAAGGCUGGUUCCAAGGGCAAGCAUGUCGCUAAGGGCAAGGGAAAAUCUGGUACCAAGAGCAAGGCUGGCUCCAAGACUAAGGCUGGCUCCAAGAGCAAGGCCGGUUCCAAGGGCAAGCAAGUUGCCAAGGGCAAGAGUGGCUCUAAGGGCAAGUCUGGAUCUAAGACCAAGGCUGGCUCCAAGAACAAGGCCGCUUCCAAGAGCAAGGCUGGCUCUAAGGGCAAGUCUGGAUCUAAGACUAAGGCUGGCUCCAAGAACAAGGCCGCUUCCAAGAGCAAGAGUGGCUCUAAGAGCAAGGCUGGCUCUAAGGCCAAGUCUGGUUCUAAGGCCAAGGCUGGCUCCAAGAGCAAGGCCGCUUCCAAGAGCAAGGCUGGCUCUAAGGGAAAGUCUGGUUCUAAGGCCAAGGCUGGCUCCAAGAACAAGGCUGCUUCCAAGAGCAAGAGUGGCUCUAAGAGCAAGUCUGCUUCCAAGCCCAAGGCUGGCUCCAAGGCCAAGGCCGGUUCCAAGACCAAGUCCGCUUCUAAGACCAAGACUGCCACUAAGAGCAAGGCUGGUUCCAAGCCCAAGGCUGCCACGAAGAGCAAGGCUUCUUCUGGCUCCAAGCCCAAGGCCGCUACCAAGGCGAAGGCUCCAGCCAAGGCUGCUUCCAAGGGAGGAAAGAAGGGCAAAUAA
Molecule: messenger RNA, 1677 nt
Organism: Clonostachys solani
Lineage: Eukaryota; Fungi; Ascomycota; Sordariomycetes; Hypocreales; Bionectriaceae
Source: the annotation of a GenBank genome assembly